CGCAAUAGUCCGCGGAGCCAUGUCGGACGACGGGGACGGUGGUACGGACAAUCCGGGCUUCAGCAACGACGAGGAGACGACCUCUUGCGGGAACUCGAGCAACUCGACGGCGAGCGCCGGCCACGGACAGGGCGCGGGUUCGAAGCCCGGCUCGCCGUUCGCCGGGGCCGCCAAUGGACGCGCGAAACACGAGACGAGGAUCGAACUGCCCGGAGAUGACGCCGAUGCUGCCAAGCAGAAUGGACACAGGUCCAAUAAUACCGACCCCGGCUACCUCAACACCACGACGACGUCGACGACCAAGAGCGCAUCCAAUGGCAGUAAUGACGUUGGCGACAAGAAGGAGCCGAUCGAGGCUGUGAAUCUCGAGCUGGUGUCGAUGAAACCGUACGCCGGCCAGAACAACAUGCAAAUGAAGAACCAGGAGGCCUGCGAAGUGCCGGUCGAUCCUUACGAGGAGUACUUCGUGCCCGUCAACGAGCACAAAAAGUGCAUCAGCAGAAGCCCCGUCACAGAAGUUGAAACGACCGUGGCAGGAGUUCGAUUUGAUUUGGGCCCGGGCGUCGGCCGCGAGGGACUCAGCCUAAGAGACCCGACCGCCGGACUGGUCGACUAUUCCCAUUGGCUAAACGCCCUCAGAGGAGAAAAACUCUACGUCACAAAGGACAAGAGGUCCACGGGAUCGUACUGGAGAAGGGCACUAUGUUACGGCUGUACCUUUUUCGUCAUAGCCAUUAUCGCUAUAGUCGUGAUAUUGGCAAAAACUGGCAUUAUUCUCACGCAAGAACCCACGCAGCCACUUGUCAACGUCGACAAAACUAGUUAUCGUCAGUUCAGUGACGUAAAAACGGCAGGAAGUCAAGAAUACGUGAAAAAUCCUCCUCCAAGUCCACCACCUGCAACAUCAACGUUUCCACCGUGGCCGACAACAGAUGAGACGAUCUAUAAACUUGUUCCUCGGGCAUUAGAAGGGGUUAUUAAAUUGGAUGAUUUCGAAUGGAAUGAUGAUAUGAACAAUCCAAAGUCGAGAGUGUACAGACACAUUGUGGAAGACAUAGAAAAUAGUUUAGUUGAUAUGUUACGUUUUAAUGAAAACAUACCGAUAAUAAAGGUUUAUUUUGUAUCCAAGGAUGGUGAAGUCAAGUUUAGAGUUGCACAACCAGUUUUUGAAAAACCAGAAGAUAACCAAAAUCAACUUGAGAACAAAUUCCGACAGAAUGGAAAUUCAAUUAGCAAAUAUCACGUCAAUCGACUAAAGGUUCGAUCACUAGUCGACGAAUGCUAUUCAGGAAGUAUAGGAUGUAGUUAUAAUUGUACGUACGAUUACACUGAAGCAAGGUUUACUUGUGUGUGUCCUGCAGGCAAAUCGUUACACGAAGAUGGCAAAAAAUGCGUUAGUUAUGAUGACCUGAGAAGUAUAGAUUUUCAAGGUAGUUUUUCGGAUAAUGUUCAAGGAAGAAGCAGAACGCCCGAUGACAUUUUCAAUGAUCACGAAGAUGAUUGGAAAAAUACUUAUUUUGAUAAACAUUUUGAUAAAAAGGCUACAUCACAUUCGAUGAACGGAUUCAAAAGUUCAGCUGAACCAGAAAGGACACCAAAAGUAGAGGUGGCAACUGCGGAGCCAGCAUCAGAACCUACAUCGAAACUUCCUUUAGAGCCUUCUACAGAACCACCAUCGAAACCUUCCGUGGAACCAAUAGCGGAGACUUCUGCAGAACCACCAUCAAAGCCUUCUGUGGAGCCAAUAUCGGAGCCUUCUGCAGAACCACCAUCUAAGCCUUCUAUGGAGCCAAUAUCGGAGCCUUCUGCAGAACCACCAUCUAAGCCUUCCAUGGAGCCAAUAUCGGAGCCUUCUGCAGAACCACCAUCGAAGCCUCCCGUGGAGCCUAUUUCAGAGCCAUCUGCAGAGCCCACUUCGAAACCUUCUUUAGAACCUGAAUUAGAGCCUUCUGUGGAACCAAUAUCGGAGCCAUCUGCAGAAUCACCAUCGAAGUCUUCUGUAGAGCCUUCUGCAGAGUCCACAUCAGAACCUUCUGCCGAACCGCCAUCAAAGCCUUCUGUGGAGCCUAUAUUGGAGCCUUCUGCAGAGCCCACAUCAGAACCUUCUGUAGAGCCUAUAUCGAAGCCUUUAGCAGAACCAUCAUCGGAACCUUCUGUAGAGCCUACACCGAAGUCUUUAGUGGAGCCCACAUCAGAACCUUCUGUAGAGCCUAUAUCGAAGCCUUUAGCAGAACCAUCAUCGGAACCUUCUGUAGAACCUACACCGAAGUCUUUAGCGGAGCCCACAUCGAAACCUUCUGCGGAACCUAAAUCGGAACCUUCUGCGGAACUACGACCCCAGCCUUCUGCAGAGCCCACAUCGAAACCUUCUGCGGAACCUAAAUCGGAACCUUCUGCGGAACUACGACCCCAGCCUUCUGCAGAGCCUACACCAGAACCUUCUGCGGAACCUACAUCGGAACCUUCUGCAGAGCCUACACCGAAACCUCUUGCAGAGCCCACAUCAGAACCUUCUGUGGAACUUGCAUCAAAACUGUCUGUGGAGCCUAUGUCGAAACCUACUGUGGAGCCUAUAUCGGGGCCUUCUGUAGAGUCCGCGUCUGAGCCCUCCGUAGAACCUACAUCAAAACCUUCUGCAGAGCCUACAUCGAAGCCUUCUGUAGAGUCUAUACCGGAGCCUUCUGCAGAGCCGACAUCAGAACCUUCUGCGGAACCACCAUCGGAGCCUUCCAUGGACCCCAAAUCGGAGCUUAUUGCCCAGCCUUCGUCGACGCCUUUUGCGCAGCCUACAUCGGAGCCUUAUGCCGAACCAAAAAGCACUGAGCCUAUUGCUAAGCCAAAAAGUGAGCCAAUAUCAGUUGUUGACACUAAAAUUGAAGACUCCACCUCUCAAUUUGAACCUGAUGUUGAAUCAUCCACGGAAAACACCGACGUUAAUGAUCUGAAGACUGAAUCUAUCAUUGCCGAAACAUCGAAAAAAAAUCCUGAAACCCCUCAAGUCAUAGAAUCAAGAAAUAGAUCAUUAAAUUCCAAGAAUUUACUCAACAAUACAGAUCACGUAAACACAUUAAUCACUCAGAAACCUAUUAUUGAAACUUUGUCGAAAAUCGAUUUGAAAAAUGAUAAAUCGAUUCACUUUAAUGAAUUUGAAUUUUCCACAAUAUCAAAUAAUGAACCAGUUAUAGGGCUCGUUAAUCAAAACGAGAGCCAUGAAAAUAAAACACUUUCUGAACAUAACGCAGGGAUAGAAACACUUUCAAAAAUGGCAGUUAAACCACAUUCUUUAGUAACACAGAAAAACGAUUCUGAAUCUAGCAUAAUAUAUAUAAAAAAAGCUCCUCGUCUUGACAAAGAUGAGCGAGAAAAUCCUAAUCCUUUUGAAUUUAAUGUGAAAGAUGUUGUAACUUUAACUAAAAAAGAUAAAAUAGACGGAUCGGUUGGUAAUAAAAUAAAAAUAAAAGGGAUUAACAAGACAAAUGAGGAAGCUACUGAGGACCAAUACAACGAUAUAAAUGAUGAAUCAGUUCCCAAAGAAUUUGAAAAGAAUGAUAUAGACACGUCCCGGAUUCUAAAGAAAGACGAAAAGAAGAGUCAUAAAGUUUAUAAAGAUAAAAAUGUUGAUUUUAUUAUUUUGAAAAACGAUGUGAAAUACAAUAAGUCAGCACCUGGAUAUACGACACCACUUUCAGUAGAAAAGGGUUUUAUCAAACCCUUGGAAGAUUCCAGCAUGACUUCUCAAAUUCCUAUUUUGCCCAUUGAAAUUCAGAUGGAAAUGUCAACGACUGAAACUAUCGAAAGAUCCGACGUUCAAACAACGACAUCUCCAGAACCAGAAAAAGAAACUGUUUCAACAACAAUUUUACCAAAAACAACAGAACAAAUCCCCGUAUUGCCAGAAGAGAUGAUAACGACAGACGUUAACAAACAAGAACAUACGGAAUCAACAGUAGCGUACGCGUCCGAAGAAAAGAUUGACAAGUCGCCGAGUGACAACGAAGAAAAAAAUGAUGGUAGCAAAAAAUCAAAGGACAUGAUAAAAACCACCGUUUCAAGUGAUGGCGAAAUUGAAAUGACGACCACAGACAAUUUUGUUGAGGAAAUUUUAUCCAAAACCACAUCCAAUUAUGACAUGUUUAACGAAACAACUGAAUCUGUAGCAGAAAAUAGUAUUAAACCGGUUUCAGAAUCAAUAGCGGACGACCUCAUGCCACAAACAGUUGGUUAUCACUACCUUUUCACCACUUCUACGGAAAAGCCCGUAUCAACAACAGAAUUCGAAGAACUAUCGGACGAACAGCUACGUGUCAUAUCCUUGGAGGAGAAAGAUAAAUUUGGAAAUGGCAUGAAGUCCGAUGAGCAGCAAGCAAAUCUGGAAACAGAGAAAGAACUCGAUCUAAAAAUAUCAGACGAAAAUGCCGAAAGUCCAUCAAACGCGCAUCGUGCAGUCACAAAAAGCAGUAGAAACAUUGACGAUGACAAUAUACCAAAACUGAUUUCAGGCACUUCGGUGUUGGACGCUUCAAAAAACUCAAACUUGACAAACACUGUCACCUAUAAUCACGACGCCGAUACCCAAAACGAAAACAGCACCGCCAAGUAUCCAAAUAUAAUUCCAGUUUCGGAGAAUAUAGAUGAAAGUAUCAAUUUCUUCACUGAUCCUCCAACCAUGAUGUUUAACAACGACAAUGUGACAACUAAUGAUUCACCAAAGACCGCAAAGAACGAGAGUGAACUGAAAAAUUCGAUAGUGCCAAAUAAGGUAACCGAUACUUCAGAAACUACCACGUCAACUUCCCCAACGAGCAUGGCCACAGCGAAUGACACGAAAGAACCCGAAGAUAAAGUCAACUCGGAUUCUCCGGUGUCAGUUUCAACAUCCAAAGAAGAGCCAUCGCCAGUUUUAUUCUCCAAAUGCAAGAGCGGUCAGUUCCAAUGCGUCAACGGGACCUCGAGAGACGGAGCUUACUGCGUCAGUCUUUCUGCCAAAUGUGACUCGGAGAACGACUGCUCCGACGGAUCGGACGAAACCAAUUGCCAAGAAGAAGGCUGCCCAGGCAACUUCCAGUGCGCCAGUGGCCAGUGCUUGAAACGACACCUCGUUUGCAAUGGUAUCGUGGACUGCGCCGACGGAAGCGACGAAAAGGACUGUCAAAAGUGGACUUGCGAAUUCGAUGAAUUCAAAUGCCCCAAUGAGAGGUGCAUACCAGUAGUGUGGCAGUGCGACGGUCGUCCCGACUGUGAAAACCACACGGACGAGUAUUCGUGCUCCGAUAGCUGCGGCAACGACGAAUACCUCUGCCCGACCGAAAAGUGGUGCAUACCUCAAACGUGGAGGUGCAACGGAGUGCCAGAGUGCGUCAACGGGGAGGACGAAAAGUUGUGCGAUUGUGCCCUCGAUCAGUUCAAAUGCGACACCGGAGGUUGUAUUCCCGCCGAGCAAUUGUGCGACGGAGUCGAACACUGCCCGGACAGGUCGGACGAGUGGGACUGCGUCGGUAGUUUCAGUAAAAACUCGUCGUCCAGUUCCGAUCCCGACAGAGACAACAAGGACAAUGAGUUCUCAACGCGGAUCAGUCCCCUGAAAAUAAGACGACGAAACGGAGAGUUCCAACACGUUUGUUCCGACGGCUGGUCGCAAGAGCACAGUCAACAGUACUGCAGAUCUUUAGGAUUUGCGGGAUCGGAAGUGACGCAGUUCGCCGAUCACGAGGACGAUAAAAGUUUGCUACGAUUGAUUUCCAGUGCGAGCCUCAACUCGUCUCUGGUCGUUAAUUUGGAGAGAGCCGAGUCGUGCGAGUCGAGGAAGAUUGUGGAAAUAUCGUGUCAGGAGUUCUCCUGCGGAUCCCACGAGAACAAUGGUCCCACCGCGAGAUUGGUGGGUGGCACGUCGGCCAGCGAAGGACAGUGGUCCAGCGUAGCUCUGCUCAAGGAGUCCAAGUACGGGGCCGCCUGCACGGCGAGCGUUCUCAGUCCGAUGUUUGCACUGGCCAGUUACUCGUGUAUUCACAGUCACAGACAGAGUAACGAUUGGUCGUUGUUUGUGGGAGGCAACAUGUUGAAGCCAUACAAAGUUAGGACCAUCGUGCCCUACCCGCAAGUUAAAUACAAUCAAUUUUUGUACAACAACGACAUCGCACUUGUUGAGCUGACCGAGCCUCUAGUGUUCUCGAGAAACGUCAGUGCCGUGUGUCUUCCAAGUCAAUCGUUCCAGCCGCGACAGCUGUGCGUCACGGCCGGUUGGGGAUUCCCCGUUAACGGAGAAGUGGAUUUGCAACAAUAUUUGAAGUUCUUGCCCGUGCCGAUUUACGAUUCCGACGAGUGUAACGCAACGAGCCACUACGCGGGCUACAUAACUAAGCACAACAUUUGCGCUGGAUUCACCGAUACGGACAAAGGGCCUUGCUAUAAUGACGAAGGAGCGCCACUGAUGUGUGUCAGCGAAACCGGGCGAUGGGAGAUUCAGGGCUUGCUUAGCCAUCACAGCAGAUGCUCAAAGGGUCAUCCUGCGAUAUAUUCGAGUUUGGCACCAGCCCUUUCGUGGCUGAGAAAUUCUGUACCAGCUUUACAAACGAAAUCAUGAAAUGAUAAUCUUUUUUUUUCCAAUUCUCAAUGAGACAAUCAAAAUUUAGCAAUUAAGUAUUUCCCCUGUAGGGCUUAAAAUAUUUAAAUUCACGAGUGCCAAACGGUAAACAAUACUUUUGAAGUUUAGCAUACACACAAAUAUUGAAACGUGAAACCUUAUGAAUUAUUUGAGGUAAAUACUUUACAGGCACACGUAAAAAUGUAUACUUUCACAAACUAAUGUAAAUACU
This is a messenger RNA of Copidosoma floridanum, 6812 nucleotides long. RefSeq lists its product as uncharacterized. Gene Ontology annotation, cellular component: signaling receptor complex; plasma membrane. The record is from RefSeq and is a predicted model, not a curated record. Gene Ontology annotation, biological process: proteolysis. Gene Ontology annotation, molecular function: protein binding; low-density lipoprotein particle receptor activity; serine-type endopeptidase activity. NCBI's taxonomy places the organism in Eukaryota, Metazoa, Arthropoda, Insecta, Hymenoptera, Encyrtidae.